Lotus japonicus is the source of this 2719-nucleotide messenger RNA. RefSeq lists its product as uncharacterized. The record is from RefSeq and is a predicted model, not a curated record. The coding region runs from base 97 to 1200 and encodes 367 amino acids. Gene Ontology annotation, biological process: regulation of DNA-templated transcription; chloroplast organization. NCBI's taxonomy places the organism in Eukaryota, Viridiplantae, Streptophyta, Magnoliopsida, Fabales, Fabaceae. Gene Ontology annotation, cellular component: chloroplast. Gene Ontology annotation, molecular function: double-stranded DNA binding. The transcript has a single exon.
UUUGAAGUACCUUGUUUUUGUGUUCGUCUCUGUUUACAAACCAAACCCUGAGGUUUAGGCGCUCGUAGCAGAACCACAAUCUCCAUUCUCAUUCUCAUGAUUCACUGUCACCGCGUAAGAGCUCUUCUCUCCCAACUCUCAUCAAAAUGUUCACAUUCUCUGCAACCAAUCUCUCACAAAAUCUUCUUCUCAACCACUUCAGAACAAUCUUUCACCACAUCCUACCUCACACAACACUGUGGUUUCACACCACAAUCAGCUCUAAAAGCUUCUAAGCGCGUUCGUUUCGACACCGCGAAGAAGCCCGAAUCAGUCAUCGCCUUCUUCCAACAACAUGGUUUCUCACCCUCCCAGAUUCAGAGCAUCUUAAUUAGGGCACCAGAGCUUCUUACUUGUGACCCCAUCAAAAGGGUAUUGCCAAAGUUUCAAUUUCUAGCCUCCAAAGGUGCUUCUACCCACGACAUCGUUACCACGGUGACUCGGAGUCCAGGGUUUCUGCGUACAAGCCUUGAGAAGCACAUAAUCCCUGCUUAUGAAUUGGUAAGGAGAUUCUGUCCUUCUGAUGCAAAGGCAAUUUCUUGUGUAAUUGUUUGUCCUAAUUCCAUUGGCGAUGCUCGCGUUCAGCAUAAUGUGAAAUUGCUGCUUGAUGUUGGAGUUUCACACUCAAACAUUACUCAUUUGAUUCGUACUAGGCCUUCUAUACUUUGCUCUACUAACUUCAUUGAUGCAGUUGAGGAAGUAAAGGGAUUGGGAUUUGACCCUUUAAAGUUGAAUUUCAGUGUAGCAUUACUGGCCAAAAGGGCUAUUAGUAAAUCCCAGUGGGAUGACAAAAUCAAUGCCCUUAAGAAAUGGGGGUUAUCUGAGGAUGAAAUUUUCCAAUCAUUUAAGAGGCAACCAAGCUUUAUGCUUAGGUCUAAGGAGAAACUCAAUGCAGUGAUGAGUUUUUGGGUCAGCCAGCUUGGGUGGGAUUCUUCAACACUUCUAGCAUCACCAAUAAUUUUUGGAUUUAGUUUGGAGACAAGGAUUGUUCCAAGGGCUUCAGUUGUUCAGUAUCUUCUCUCUAAAGGUUUGAUGAAGAAAGGUGCUAGUUUAGUUACACCUUUUUGUUUGACUGAUAAGUUGUUCCUGCAGAAGUUUGUUACAUGUUUUGAGAAGGGGGAAACAUCUAGGCUAUUGAAGCUAUAUCAGGGAGGCUCCUAGCAUCUGGCAUUUGAUUAAGUUAUGAGUAAAGAUUUUUGGCUAAGCUAGCCAUAUUAUGUUUCUUUAUCCCAUUCUAGUAUCUGUUCUAACUCUUGUCUAAAUCGGGAUUUCUUUUAGUUUCAUUGUAUUGUUUCAUUUGCUUAGUUGGAACUGGUAUCCUUUUUGCAUUCAAGUCACAAUUCGAUUUAUAUCAUUGAUCUGUGAUUUUGUAAGUAAUUGAUCUAAGAGAUUAAAUAGUUUUAUGGUUGGAGAAUACCUUUGCUUCCUUCUAUAUAUAUUGUUUUUCAAAGAGAUGGGUUGUUUCGUGUUGCGUAUCCUCAUUCCUCAGGACUUGUGGGAUUGAAACGUUGCUUGAAUUUCUUAAUAUUUAUUAGUGGGACUGGAAAGAUGAAAGGUAAACAAAUAAAUUGUUUUUACCUUAGGUUUGAAAUUUAGUUAAGCCAAAGUAGGAUCGAAUCAUCCAUCUAUAUGUUUGUUUCGUUCACCUUAGUAUGUUUGCUCGUUCCAGAAAAAUGUGUCUUCCCUUUGUUCGUGAAGGCGAAGAGCAGCAUUCAUGGAGUAUUUGUUGCAUAAGAGCCAGAUCGUCACAUAUAACAUGUUUCAUUCCGGUUCCUCAUUGCUUUUGUGCCAUAGAGAUCACUAUCUCCCAUGUUUAUCUUUGCAAACCAAGCAUGACUUGACAUGCUUUCAACCACUGUUUUCCUCUUCAAGAUAUAUUGCUCAAUAAAGUUCUUUGUCAACCUGGCAGGAUAAUUAUUUGCUUUUAGUUCUCUAAGUUAAUGCAACAGCCUGGUAAACCGCUCAUAGCCUGGUUUUCUGGGGAUUGAAUUUAGUUUGAGCCCUUGUCAGAUAAGUGUUUGAUUGAAAUCAGAAAUGGUACAGAUCUAGUUAAGUGAAAUGUGAGGAAAUUGUGGAGAACUCUGAUUUGAGCAGUUUCAGAUAAUCUGAUUUUUUAGAAUAAGGGACAUGAAACUUAAGAUACAGGAAGUUUUUUUUUUGUAUUUUCCAGUGACCUAUGUUUGAGCUAUGAUUACUGCUAUUCAAUAUGUUUCAUUCAGGAUUUGCAUAUCUGCCAGAAAGAACAUGUGUAUCCAGUAUGGAUCACCCAGUGUCGUAUGAGAAGGCCUUUGCAUGGAAAGAUCUCCAUGACCUUGUUUCCAAUCACUGCCUGGUAUUCAUGUUCAUGAGCUGACCUUCUUGAUAUUCUAAUGCUAUUCUAAACAAUCACUCACUCGCUAAUGCUAUUCUAAACAAUCACUCAAAGUCUCUUCCUGAACAUCUAUAGUACAUUAUAUAUGCAGCAGGCGCCAGCAGCAAAUAAAUUUUUGUGCUUAUAUAUUUUUGCAUGAAGUCACAAUAAGAGAAGAGGGCUUAUCAAGAAGCCUAUGAGGUAUCUGAUCAUUGACUCUGGUUGGCCUUAUCUUUUUACUAGCACCUUGUGUGUGCAGACUAUAACCAUGUAAAUAUAAUUGAAAGAUUGUGUUCCAUUUUUAUUUUCAUUUUGUAUAGGAUAAAUUGA